Messenger RNA from Thunnus maccoyii (southern bluefin tuna), 6930 nucleotides. RefSeq names its product 1-phosphatidylinositol 4,5-bisphosphate phosphodiesterase delta-3-A-like. Gene Ontology annotation, biological process: intracellular signal transduction; lipid metabolic process. Bases 151 to 2511 code for a protein of 786 amino acids. The record is from RefSeq and is a predicted model, not a curated record. Gene Ontology annotation, molecular function: phosphatidylinositol-4,5-bisphosphate phospholipase C activity; calcium ion binding. The transcript is spliced from 16 exons. NCBI's taxonomy places the organism in Eukaryota, Metazoa, Chordata, Actinopteri, Scombriformes, Scombridae.
UUGGUUUGGCCUCCUCCGGGAUAAAAGCAUGAAUCGCAGUCUGCUUACAGACUGCUGAGCUGCUGCCUGAAGACACAACACAACAUAAACAGAGAACGGGAAGAAGAGAGAGGCACAGCCUGGCGAGACAAAGCGCAGCCUCCUUGCAUUAUGCUGGGCAACAGGAAGAAAAACGGCGCUGGGACGUCCGAGUCAAAAGCCAUCGAUCCUCUGAGGAAUCUGGGAGUGCAGGAAGAUGAAGAUGUAAAGCGGAUGUUGCAGGGCUCCAGUAUGGUGAAGGUCCGCUCACCUCGCUGGCAGAAGCGACGAACUCUGAAGCUGCUGGAAGAUGGCGUCACCGUCUGGUGUCAGUCCCACAAAACCUCCAGUCGGGCCAAGGAGCAACAAUCCUUCUCUGUCAUGGAGGUGGAGUGCGUUCGGGAGGGUUGCCAGUCAGAGAUGUUGCGGCAGAUGGUCGGUUCAGUACCUGAAGGCCGGUGUUUGACGGUGGUCUUCAAAGGGCCCCGCAAGAGUCUGGAUCUCCUCUGCCAGAGCCAGGAGGAGGCUAAGCACUGGGCCCGCGGCAUCCGAACGCUGCAGGAGAGGGUGGAGAACAUGACCCAGAAGGAGAAACUUGACCACUGGAUUCAUGCUUACCUGAGUCGGGCUGACCAGAACCAUGACGAUAAGAUGAGCUACGACGAAGUGCAGAAACUGCUGCAGAUGAUCAACAUUGACUUGAGUGACCAAUACGCCCGCAGCCUCUUCCAGAAAUGUGAUCGCUCGGCUGACGGUCGUCUGGACCACGGGGAGAUCGAAAUCUUCUGCAGGGAGUUGUUACGGAGGCCUGAGCUGGAUGCCGUGUUCAUCCGCUACUCUGCAAAUGGCUGUGUGCUUUCCACUGUGGACUUGAGGGAUUUCCUGAAAGACCAGGGGGAGGACGCUUCACUCACUCAUGCCCAAAGCCUCAUACUCACCUACGAACUUAACGAGUGGGCCCAGAAGAAUCAGUUCAUGACAGCCAAUGGUUUCACCAUAUACAUGCUGUCUAAAGAGAACUGUGUGUUUAACCCGGAGCAUGUAAGGGUUUACCAAGACAUGAAACAACCUCUGGCACACUACUUCAUCUCCUCCUCCCACAACACCUACCUCACCAAGGACCAGCUGACUGGGGACAGCAGCACAGAACCAUAUAUCCGAGCCCUGAAAAAUGGUUGUCGCUGUGUGGAGCUGGACUGUUGGGAUGGAGAUAAAGGAGAGCCAGUCAUCUACCAUGGACACACACUCACCUCCAAAGUGCCCUUUGUUGAAGUCAUUGAGACAAUCAAUGAGUAUGCUUUUAAAGCGUCUCCCUACCCCCUGAUCCUGUCACUGGAGAACCACUGCUCCAUAGAGCAGCAGGCAGUGAUGGCUCAACAUCUGCGAUCCAUCCUGGGGGAAAAGCUGCUCACCAAGCCCCUCAAUGGUCUGGACUCCCGCAGCCUGCCUUCUCCAGAGGAUCUUAAGGGUAAAAUCCUGGUGAAGGGGAAGAAGGAGCACACGGUGGAGGAGGGCUCGUCCAGCUCCUCAGACUUCAGCUCCUCAGACGAGGAGGCCAGCCGGGCUGAAGGCAAACCCAGGACAAAGAUAGAGGACAAGAAGCCAGGUGUGUCUAAGCUGGAUCCAGAGCUGUCAGAGCUGGUGGUCUACACCCGCAGUGUUCCCUUUAAAGGCUUCGAACAAGCUGCCAAAAGCCCAUCAACCGACAUGUCCUCUUUCUCUGAAAGUGAGGCCCUCAGGCACGUUAAGGACUCAGGGAUGUAUUUUGUGCGUCACAACACUCACCAGCUCAGCAGGAUCUACCCCUCUGGCCAGCGUCUCCAGUCCUCCAACUACAACCCUCAAGAGAUGUGGAAUGGAGGCUGUCAGAUUGUUGCUCUGAAUUUCCAGACACCUGGUGAGCAGAUGGACCUAAAUCAAGGAAAGUUCUUGCAGAAUGGUCGGUGUGGGUACAUCCUGAAGCCUCCCUUCAUGUGCCAGCCUGCUACCACCUUCAACCCAGAGAAUGUUGGUGGGGGUCCUGGCCACAGCCCUGUCCUGCUCACUGUUCGGGUGAUUUCAGCUCAGCAGCUGCCUAAACCAGAAUGGGACAAGCCCAGCUCCAUUGUGGACCCUCAGGUGUGGGUUGAGAUACAUGGUGCUCCCAUAGACAACAACAAGAAGAAAACCCAUCAUGUUGACAACAAUGGCUUUAACCCGCGGUGGGACUGUACCUUUAACUUUACCGUCCACGUCCCUGACCUGGCUCUGGUUCGCUUCAUGGUGGAGGACCAUGAUUAUACCUCAAGCAAUGACUUCCUAGGACAAUUCACCCUACCUUUCACAAGUCUCCGCAAAGGUUAUCGUCAUGUCCGACUACUCAAGCUGGAUGGCUCUAGCCUUUCACCCUCCUCACUCUUCGUCCACAUCAAGGUCACCCCUGGUCAGAGCAGUCCCUCCAAAUCAUCAGCUAAGUCACCAGCCAGGUCACCGUCCAAGGCUUCAGCCAAAUAGCUCUAACCUCUUCUCUACCCCACAGCAACAUGAAACAUAUCUGCCUUGAUCCAGGCAAUAAAACUCAAUGGUUCUGACUUUGUCUUGCAAAUUUUGCAGCUAUAUCCUCUAACUGUUUGUAUUUUGUGUAACAAGAGGAUUGUGUUGUUGCAAAAGGGUAAACAGUCAAACUGACUAUUAUUUCACAUUUGUGAAGAAGAAAGAAAACACUGUUCUGUGAUGCUUAUGCUAACAAUGGCAGUGAGUUUAUAUUAAUCCCCUCAUCUUCAAGGGCGUCUAAACACAGAGAAUGGAGAUACAAUCAGGGAGGGAAAUACCAUCAGAAAUGAACCAAGUGUCAGUUUUGGCUGUUGGUAACUAAACUCCCAGCUUCAUUCUCUCAGAACAAAACAAAGAGAAACUCUACCAGUCACAGUAACUGGUGGAUACCUGAAGCCAGAACUCUCUUUAAAGGGCCAUCCACACCUAGAACGAUAACUAUAACGAUAACCAUAGUUUUAAAAAUCAUUCUAACUGAAGUGGAUGGCAGAGUCCAUACCACAACUAUAACGACAACGACAGUGGCAAACAAUAUCAUUGGGAUCACUUUCAGAGUGAUUUGAUGAAUGCUAGAAACACUGAAAGCCAAUCAAAAUCCAUCCCCUAAACCAUGAGGCAAGACAAAAUCUCCAUCUAGCCUGACAUUUCCAGUAAAACUUCAAAACCUGCAUAUAUCAUCUUGGGAACUGACUGAUGACUUUAUUUAUUUAUAUUUAUUUAUUUAAUGUUCUCACCAUGAACUGAUGCACUGUAAAUUGGAGCAGAAUGACAGCCAGAGAUGAUUUCUUUCUUUCUUUGUGCAACGUACAGCAGUAACAAGUCAUCAAUAUCCAUUUUCCUAAGCUACCAACAGCAUUGGAGUGUGCAGCACGUGCUUGGUGCCACUGUGCACAGAAUGUUAUCGUUCAUAAGUGUGGAUGCUCACAUUGUUAUUGUUGUAGUUAUUAUAGUUAUUGUUCUUGGUGUGGACAGCCCUUAAUUCCUAAUUUAAUGGAGGUUUCAUUCUUAGAGCAGGACUCAAGAACAUAAUGACAACCAAUUAAACCAGCCUGCAAAAGUUUACAUUUUAUUUACAAGAUUUAUGAGAGCAUGACCAAAGUUUGGUGCUAGAUUUUGUCUCCACAUUUUGAAAAUAAGAUUCCUAGCAAGCCCCUCAAACUUGCUAAAUCUCAUGCCUUCUGCAAGAAGGACUCUUAUUUUUAGCUGCAAGUAUGCUAUUUUAUCUAGUGUAUUAACUGUGUGUAUGUGAUUCAUUAAUUAUACUGGUAGAGUAGAGAGCCUACAUCAUAAAUGUAGAUUUUUUAAAUAGUAUGUGAAGAUGCUAUGAAGUGUUCAAGGAUAUGUUCAGUACAAGAAGUCCAUCUGAAAACCGCCCUUAGAUGUAAUAUGUGCAGUGAAAGAACUAUUGGUCGCUGUAAUCAUUCCCACUGUCCAAGUGACCCCUUAUUAAGGUGACUCAACUCUAAGAGAUUGGGGACAAAAUCUACAGGUGUUUCUUGCAAUGUUGAAUAGCAUCUGAACCUUUCGUCCCCCUCCAUAGCUUUCUGACAUUGUGUGAAAUUGGGUGGGGGAGGGCUCCAACAAUUUAUUUAACUUUUCUGAAACCAACAAUCCAACAAGCAUGUCCACUUCACACAGCAACUGGCCAGGUGUACCAAAAUUGAGAAGGAAGGUUGAUCUUUAUAAUAGCUAGAAACACUUUUGCCUUUAGAUGUGGUCCGAAGACAUGUUGUAUAAACUAGUUUAUUUCAAGCAUACCCCAGUCCUGAGAUACCUGGCGUUCAGACUAAAAACAGCACUGCAUUUAAAAAAUGCUAAAACGCAAUAGUAGUGGGGCCGUGUCAUUUCAGGGACCAUCCAGGAGGGUUUGAGUAAUAGAUCCAUGAGUGUGUGGACUAAUCAGAGGUCACAACACUUCAGUGCUUUAUAUACUACAAGUGACAAUCGUUUUAUCCUCUGUCUUGAUGAUUACAUCAGUAAACAGUAGAAUUAAACAGUUCACAUUACAAAGUAAUCUACCCGAAAUGUGCACUUAACACAUAAUGGCCAACGCAUGAUGUUGCAUUUUGUUUGGGCUAAAGUUAGAUUUUAACUUUUUUUGCCUGGCAAACUCUGAGCCAACACAGUGGUUACAUUGAAUUGAAUGAGGGGGCUGUGUUUUUUAAUGCAGUUGCUAACGUCAGCCUGAACAGAGCCAUAGCCAAGUAUCCUAGAGUGCAUCUCAUCAAGGAAACACUGGCCAUGGAGAUGCAAAGAGGGAAUUUCAUACUAAAAAGACUAACUUUGGAAGAUACCCGCUUGAUUUGGCUAACUCAGAAUGCUAAAGCCUCAAUUUAGCUUUAGCUGAACUUUAGAAUGUCUUUAGCAUGAGGACUAUGGGUUUUCCCCUCAUUUCUUACAGAGGAGUCGCUCUAUGAUUGCUUUGUAGGUAUUGCUCUGUAGAGCAUUUGAAGAAUUACAGGGAUCAGUAACUUUUGAAACAUACAUAUGGGCAUGUGAGUAUUGCAUAAAGAUAUUUGUGGUAAAAUAUUAUAAACCUAAGGUUCAAUUAGUAACCUUUUCCAGAGCUUUCAACCAUAUUCCCCUGUCUUUGUGGUUACAAUCUCCCCAGCAUAUACAACCACUUGUUAUUACAUGACCGAAAUUUCAAAUGUCACAUGAUGACACCAGAGAUGUUCACAGAAGAAGGAUGUGAGAUAUGGUCGAAAACUCAAAACAGCUAAUAAGUCAACCUUGAGUGUAGAAUAUUUUACCUAAGAUACAAUAUGUGUGCUCAUGUGUCAAGAUGAAAAAAAAUAAGGCCUUCUCCCUUAACUCUGCACUAGUAAUGCACAGAUACUAACACAGCUCUCAGUGUUAAGCUGAUACCAGGUUCAAAUGGGGCAACUUCCCCUAUACUAUAUAACAAAAGCCAUAUGGAAAAGACAACGGUUACAGUUUUAAAAAUGUUACUGUUGAUGAAGAAAUGAAGAAAAAACAUCAAGAAAACAUCUUGUUUCUGCCUGGCAGACAUGCUGUACUAAUGAAGACUCUAUUAGCAGUUAAAACCAUCCCAGUACUUUUAUAAUGUAGCCUAAUGUUUUAUAUUAAAUAGUAAAAUGAUUUUAAAGAGAUUACUUUUAUGUUAAAUGUUUGAUUCACAGUAACUGUAUGUUAGCUUAACAUAAUGUCAUUCUUUGUUUGUUUUCUUUUUAUCAGUGAAUGACUGAAACCAAACCACGUAAUCAUCUAGAGUUUUAUAUUAUAAAUGUCAUUUGCUCAAUUAUGCAAUAGUAAGAUGAUAUGCACUAGAUAGAUCUGCUGCCUUAUUGUUAGCUUGUUAGAUAUAGAUAUGCUUGCAUAUGCUUUAUAUUUUUCUGCAAUAGGUUUUCUGUGUUAUAUUUAACUUUGCCAUUGUUUACUUUGUGUUCAAAUGUGUUCUGUGGAGGAGUCAGUUUGACUGAUGAUCCUGGUGACUGUGACAUGAAGACUUUGUUAUUGUCAGUGUUUGAACAGAUAAUAAUAGCCAUGAUUUUUAUGUUAAACAAGUCAUCUACUGUCCAUUAUCAUGUUAAAGAAAAUGUUUAUACAGUGUUGUUUUUAUUGAGGAGGGACAUUUUAUCAUGUAAGUGUUUUGUAGGAGGUGGUUUUUAUUAACUACAUGUGACCAGAAGUAUUAUGAACAUUUCAUGUUAAAUUAAUCUCACAGAGAAUUUGAUGAUUUGAGGGAGAUUUUCAAUCAGGGCUGGAUGCUGGGAGAUGCUAUGUGAAUGCAAAGCCUACUUGAGAUCAGUGUUAAUCUUCAAGCAUCUUAAUAAUCAAACACUUUUAAAAUAGGUUUUGUACCAUGAGGACACUGUCAUUGUCUGCUUUGUCAAUUUGAUGAGCAUGAUAUCACAAAGUUCUUGUAGAACUGGUGUAAAAUGAGACUUUUUGAAGUCAGUGCCAAUAGUCAACAAUCUAUACAAUCUAAAACAAACCCAGCCCUGUUGCAUUUACUCUCAUCAAUCAGGAGCUGUAAGUGUUGGAACUACAUAUAAUGUUAAAAGACCAAAGUUGUGUUUUUAAUUGUAGCAAUGAUAACAAAGGCUGAAUACUGUACAAUUCAAAGCAUUGACAUUGUUGUUGUUUAUUUAUUGUAUCUUUAGUAUUAUACAGUUUGCUUUUGUUGCACCAGCUGUACAAUAAUCAUAACCUGAUGUUAUUUAUUUAAACAGGUAAUAUAUAUUGUACACAGUGAUGGAGUAGAAAUGCAAUAAAACAUUCUGAAAGUAGUUGAACAAAGUGAAGAACCUCAUAAUGUCAGAUGAUAUUUUAGUAACUGAAGUUUAGCUCUUAACCCAUUUGUCAACUGACACUAAAUUGCAUGUUUUUACAGUGAAAAAAAAAAUAAAAGUACAA